This is a messenger RNA of Uloborus diversus, 4622 nucleotides long. It is a transcript of the gene peb, whose product is annotated as ras-responsive element-binding protein 1-like. Bases 9 to 4622 code for a protein of 1537 amino acids. Gene Ontology annotation, cellular component: nucleus. Lineage: Eukaryota; Metazoa; Arthropoda; Arachnida; Araneae; Uloboridae. The transcript is spliced from 4 exons. Gene Ontology annotation, molecular function: DNA-binding transcription activator activity, RNA polymerase II-specific; RNA polymerase II cis-regulatory region sequence-specific DNA binding. Gene Ontology annotation, biological process: regulation of transcription by RNA polymerase II. The record is from RefSeq and is a predicted model, not a curated record.
AUGAAAAUAUGACGAGGAGGAGUCGAAGACAAGUCCGGGGAAAAUCGAGGGUGCCUCCGUCCAAAUCAAAAACUCUCUCGAGAAAGGUGACAAGUUGCAAAAAAAUCCAUGCAAGGAGAAAAAAUCUUUUGUUCAAGAGCAGCAAGAAAGAUACUAUCUCAGUAAAGAAAAUCCGAAAGGUCGAGAAGACUCUGCCCCAAGAUGAAGUGAAAAAAGAGGCAACAGCUGAGCUGCCUCCCCAGGAUAAAGAAGAACCUAUUGAUCUUGUCGCAAUCCCUGAAGAUGAAAAGGGGAAACGUGAGUCGGAAGUCAGCCUCGACUCAGGGGAGAAGGAGGCAGAGGAGACACUUGUUACAGAGGGGGGAAAAUUGAUGGAAAUUGAAGUGAAAGUUUCUAACGAAAAUCCUAGCAAUGAUUCGAAAAACAAUGUACAGGAACGAGAUCUUCCCAUUGAUUCCGAAUUGAAUGAUGAGAAAAACAUGAAUGAAUCGACCCAAGCAACUCCUCCUCUAGUCUCUGCUGAUGCUGCAGAAGAUGAGAAGAAUUCUUCAACUAUUUGUACGGUAUGCAACAUAGAGACUGACUCCUCCUCCUCGCUGACACUCCACAUGAAGCAACAUUGCAUCACCAACAAUCAAACUCACCAGUGCCUGAUAUGCCACAAGUCCCUCAGCUCGGCCAGUUCCCUGGACCGCCAUAUGUUGGUGCAUUCCGGAGAGAGGCCCUUCAAGUGCAAACUGUGUGACAUGUCAUUUACUACUAAUGGGAACAUGCACCGACACAUGCGCACGCACACAGAUUGCACAGAUGCAACCUCUCUGGACCUCCGAAAGAAAGAGCUGAAGCCGAGAUCCGACGAAAUGGACAGCCCAACAAAAGCAGAUGAAGAGAAACUAUAUUGUCCCGUGUGUGGAAAGUCAUUUCUGUGUAAAUACGGUCUCCAGAGCCACAUGGAGACCCAUCCUAACGAUCCUAUCCUCUGCCAAAAGUGUGAUACGUUGUCCAUCAACUACACGGCUCAUGCUGAUCACAAAUGCAAUAUUCUACAGCCCAAUACACGUCUGAACUGUUACCAUUCCUAUCCUCUUGGGUUUCAAGAUCUAACUUUCAUGGAUUUUACAGCAGAUAAGUUUUCUUUGGUGUCGAAGUCCUUUUGUGAGCAAAAUAUCAAACAUCCAAGCAGUGCCUUUCACGUUUUUAAAUGUUCUGAGUGCAAAAAAGCUUUUCCUUGUGGACGUGCCUUAAAACUCCAUCAAAGAGUUCACGAGAGCAAGAUUGGGACUUUCUGUCCCAGUUGUCAGUGCGAUUUUGCCGCCGCUUCCUUUCUGCAGCUGCACCAGCUGAAACACAGAUCUCCGGAACACUGCUUCAACAACACUUUUCAUGGUGACGAGGCUGACCCUGAGCAUGAUUGUGUUCCACAGGGAGGAAAGGAAGACUUUUUGGCUCUGUUGAAUCUCCAUACAAAGCAAUCACAAAUUUCAGUUUUAAAGAGCUUAAAGUCCAGUAAAGUAGACGAAGAUAAUUUUGAAAACAUGGAUUAUUUUGUUCAUGGAAAAGUCAUGAAAAGGGAGCAAAAGUUGACAGAUUCUGAAGGGAGUACCAAUAAUGAUUUUGCUGACAUCCAGUCCAUAAUAUCAUUGACCUCUAAAGCUCCAUUGAUAACAGCUGCUCAGACCUCCCCUGUUGCUGUUCGUCCAGCCUCGCCAGUAGGUCCGACCUCCCACCAGCCUAACUCCCCAAAAGAAGCUGAAAUGGCGAAUGCAAGUCCUGAACCACCAUCAAAAGACGAUGUUGACAUUUCUGACGACAAUCAAGACGCAGGAGAUGAUGAUUUAGGAGAACAUUAUGGAAAUUAUUCUUGUAAAAUUUGCUCUCAAUCUUUCAAAAAUAUGAGCACUCUUAAAAGACAUAGUAAAUUACAUGUUCAAAGGGGUUCAAACUAUUCCUGUCACCUGUGCGCUUAUGUGAGUGUCGAUAAAAGCACGCUCAUACGCCAUUUGAGAACACAUAACGGGGAGAGGCCUUUUCAAUGUGUGAUAUGCAAGUAUGCGUUCACUACAAAAGCAAACUGUGAACGGCAUGUCAGAAAACGGCACAAAAAGUUCACAAAAAUGGAAAUAAGAAAUUCCAUGCAGUAUAAUCCAAAUAUGUCUCUCAGAGGAUCUGAUCCCACAGCCUCUGAUAUCAGUAACUCUGAAACAGUAUGCAAGUAUUGUGGGAUGGAUUUCAAGUUCAACAGAGUCUUGAGGCAUCAUUUGAGAUCCUUACACAACAGCUGCAACCGAAAGCCUUUCAGUUGCAAAAUUUGCAAGUUUGGUUUUUCCACUAAAAAUAACUGCAUUAGACAUGUCUUGAAACAGCAUCCAAAUCUUAAAGAUAAAUUAAGAUCUGUUGUUGUUCAUAAUUCCCAAAUUUCUCAAGCAAGCAGAAUGGAACACACAAGUGGCACGGACAAUUCGAAUUCAUCAGUUAAUCAAACGACAAAUAGUAGUCAAUCCCCACCUGUUGAGCAAGUUUUGCCACUGGAUCUUCAUUGUAAUCAUUCCAAUAAGCCAUCAGAUCAGCAGAAAGAGAAACCUAGCAGGGAUCUGAAUUCUAACGAAGCAGUUAUUGCAGCUGAAAGUCUGGUCAGUUUGUCAGAAGCCCCACCUCUUCAGGAAGAACCCCUGGACUUAGCUGCUCGUCCUUUAGACUUGACAUGUAAACCUUUAUCUGCUGUGACCAAAAAACCAGACCCGAAACCUUGCAACAUAUACAAUGCUCCUCCAGUGAAUUGCAGAGCAUCAGAAGUGGUAGAUUUGACAGUGCCUGAUGUCAUUGCAUUGAAAAAAAUACCGCCACAAAUAUCACCUCUGCCGAUGACGACAGUGAAAUGUCCGAAGCCUCCAGAAAACCAUUCCCAGAAUGAAACACCCCUCACCUCUGCUGGCCAGAAGCAGCGUUCCUUUACUUGCAUCUACUGCUCAGCAGGAUUCACCCUUAAAUCUAACAUGGAGCGACACAUCAAAAGGAAACAUCCCGAAUUUGCCAGACCCACGAGGAGUCGAAACUUUAUUCCAAGCAUUGUCAACCCUGGUUUACAAAAGCAGAGCCCCACAAUGCUGUCAGACAAAACAAGAGAUGCCCUGAGAAAUGUACUCAGCAACAAAGUACAACAGGUACCGGUUUUCAAAAACAUGAACACUUUUCCUAAGGUAAACACUUAUAAAAUUAUCAAUCCUGCCAAUACUUUUACAGCUCCCCCUCAAAAGACCACUAUGAAUCUUUCCUUGGAUUUGAGUGACAGAGCAAAAAAAGUUACCAUUGUUGAUUUGAACACCUCUAAUAUCUUGAAAUUGGCCCAAAAUAAUGAAGAAAAUUGUUCGGACUUAGCUAGCGUUUCAUCUCUCAUUUGCACAGCAAAUUCACCCCAAUUUAAGCAGUACCUAGAAAAAUCCUCUGAAGUGGAAAAAAUGGACAUUGAUGGCCAAAAGCAAAACAACUCUUCAAAAGAAGUUAAAAAAAAUGAAAUACCUUCUGUUUCUUGUCCCUUCUGCGACAGAAAAUUCCCAUGGACAAGUUCUUUGAGGCGUCAUAUCCUGACGCAUACUGGACAGAAGCCGUUCAAAUGUCCGAAAUGCUCUCUUUGGUUCACAACCAAAUCCAACUGUGAACGGCAUUUGGUCAGGAAACAUGGCCACAGAGGAGAACUGAUCACAAGGAGCGUGCCGGAUAGACCUUACAAGUGCAAUCACUGUCUGACCAGCACCUUCUCCACUCAAGGCAAUCUCCGUAAACACUUCUACUUGAAGCACUGGACUAAGAGUUACUUAGGAAUGAAUUGCAAACCUAUACCAACAAACAAGAAAGCAGACGAUGAUGUUAUGUCCACACAUUCCAUGGAAGACCAGUGUACGCCUGCUGCUGUUGCAACAAAGGAGCACAGCUAUAGCCAGCCUAGUGGCUCAUUCGCUUGCCAGUUUUGUAAUGAUCGUUUUGAAUCUUUAAGUGGACUAGGUUCUCACAUGUCAAAGCACAACAACAUCAUUUACAUGUGCUACUUGUGCCGGAAGACAUUCCCGAAUCACGCAAUUUGUUACAACCACUUCAAGACAUCCCACUCUCUAGUAUACAUACAGAUACUUCAGAACGAUAAAGUGUGCUUGAAUUCUAUGGAAGAAAAUAAUAAUGAAGAAGUUCCAGCUAGUGCUCCUGGUGGCAAAGGCACAUCUAUAGCUUGCAUGGUUUGUUUUCAGAAAAUGUGUUCAGUUGAAAGCUUGCAGCAGCAUUUCAAAAAGCAUUUGGUGAAAGACAAGGUUGUUGAUGAGCAAGAACGUUCGAUUCCUCAAGUCCCACCAGAUGUGUCUGUUCUUGCUAGUGAAAUCCCUGUUCCGGCAUCCCCGAGAAAAGGGAGGCCUCCGAAGAGCAAGGUAAAAAAUUCCCUUUUAUACCUCUUCACCCCAGGUUCAUCCACCGGCAAGUUGCAGCGCAGCUCAUCAUCGAAAUUGGAGAUGGUAUCUCCAGAAGAGGGCUCCGAUUUAAUCCAGAACUUGUUGGGGAUUCAUGAUUCAAAAAUGAUUGAUGAAAUGUUAGUAUCUGCUGAUUCCGCCGCUCGCCUUUUAGGCGUUAAGGAGGUGUAA